Molecule: messenger RNA, 1124 nt
Organism: Centropristis striata (black sea bass)
Lineage: Eukaryota; Metazoa; Chordata; Actinopteri; Perciformes; Serranidae
Gene: psme2
Product: proteasome activator subunit 2
Exons: 11
Coding region: 157-894 (245 amino acids)
Biological process (GO): positive regulation of endopeptidase activity; regulation of G1/S transition of mitotic cell cycle; regulation of proteasomal protein catabolic process
Cellular component (GO): cytoplasm; nucleoplasm; proteasome activator complex
Molecular function (GO): endopeptidase activator activity
Source: RefSeq, a predicted model, not a curated record
AACUGCAUCAUCCGAAAAUCGAAAGCAAACUUGAUGAGGAAAUAAAAAAACACUAGCGAGCCGUGUUGUCCUCCGCUGCACCUGUACAUUUCUGACUUCAUUUAAAAACUUGAACUUGUGCAUUUUAUCUGUCCUCAACUUGAAACGUGUUGAGUCAUGUCAAAGACUUCAGCCCUGAAGAUCAGCAGAGCGAGUUCAGGGAAGGUGGAUGUCUUCCGCCAGGCCCUGUAUCAUGAGGCAGAGAAGCUGUUCUCCAGCUUCGUCCCUCAGAAGAUUCUGCAGCUGGACGCUCUGCUGAAGGAUGACGCUCUCAGCAUCACAGACAUGUCGUCGCUGCAGGCUCCCCUGGAGAUCCCCAUCCCAGAGCCUCCUCCUGCAGAGGACGAGGAAAUGGAGACGGAUGAGAAUGAAGAUGAUGAGAAGAAGAAGAAGAAAGCUCCAAAGUGUGGCUUCAUCAAGGGGAACGAGAAGAUCGUGAUGCUUCUGGAGCGAGUGAAGCCGGAGAUCGUUGCCUUCAGAGAGACCAUCAUCACUGUCACCUGCUGGAUUCAGCACCUCAUCCCAAAAAUAGAAGAUGGAAAUGACUUCGGGGUCGCCAUCCAGGAGAAAAUCCUGGAGAGAAUCGCUGCAGUGAAGACCAAAGUGGAAACUUAUCAGACCAACAUCAACAAGUACUUUCUUGAGAGGGGAGAUGCUGUUGCAAAAGCCUCCAAAGAGACUCAUGUGAUGGAUUACCGCUCGAUGGUCCAUGAGAAGGACCAGGCCAUGUUCUCCGAGAUCAGAGUGAUCGUUCUCGACAUCCGCGGCUUCUACGCCGAGCUCUACGACAUCGUCAGCAAGAACCUGGAGAAGGUGACCAACCCUAAAGGAGAGGAGAAACCGUCCAUGUACUGAAGAGUCGACAAUCCACUGCAUGUUUUCAACAUAAAUCAACUCAAUGCUCAAUAAUGCUGCAUAUGCAUUCCUUCAAAUUUCCUACUUAUUCUCAAAAAACAACUGGAUCAAAGUUUGAUCACUUCUGCUGUUAUGUGACACUUUGGAUUUGCACCAAGACUUGCACUAAAUUUAAACUUGUACAACUGAGAUUUAACAAAAAGGAAUAAAGAAAAGUUGUUUUUUUCAAA